Molecule: messenger RNA, 1896 nt
Organism: Carassius auratus (goldfish)
Lineage: Eukaryota; Metazoa; Chordata; Actinopteri; Cypriniformes; Cyprinidae
Product: ICOS ligand-like
Exons: 4
Coding region: 141-785 (214 amino acids)
Biological process (GO): negative regulation of T cell proliferation; T cell costimulation; immune response
Cellular component (GO): external side of plasma membrane
Source: RefSeq, a predicted model, not a curated record
ACGUAGCACACGUGACAUACUGAUGCGGAAGCAUGUUCGAUACUUUGUUAUCUGAAAAAUAAAAUAGUAUUUAAUCUUAAUUUAAGAUAUAUUUGAAUGCAAUAUAUUAAAAUAAAACAUAUCAAUAAUAGUAGGGCACCAUGAUGAUCAGCUUCAUCUGUGUAUUCACAUAUAUAUUUGCAGUGCUGAUAAAUAAAGUCUCUCUGCAGGUCACAGUAGAGGGUUUUGUUGGUGGUUCUGUUGUCCUGCCGUGUUCUUCAGCUGAACAUGUUCUUAAACUUCAAGACACUGAUGUGCACUGGAGACACAAUAGCAGCAAGAUUGUGUAUGAUCUAGUUAAGGGUGAAGAUUCACUAGAAGAACAGGACCCACGAUACAAGAACAGAACCAAAACUUUCCCUGAAGAGUGUGUAAGAGGAAACUUCUCCAUCAGUCUCUCUGAUCUCACUCACGCUGAUGCAGGAAAAUACAACUGUCUCAUCACACCCUCAUCUAAACACGAGACUGUAGAGCUGAUCAUCAACGAAGAAGGAAACACAAGAAUUGAAGAAGAAACCAGACCAGACAGUGGAGAGAAAUCAUGGCUUUGGAUCCUGGUUGUCCCUCUAUUAACUGAACUGGUUAUACUAAUCAUUGCAAUUAUCUUUAGAAAAAAGAUCCCAAGCUGCCGUAUGUCAGUUGAACACUGCAUGGGUUCAGACACUCUUGAGGAUGUGAACCCUGACGCACGUUACAAAUCAGUAACUGCUGAUGAUUGUGAUGAAGCAGCUAAAGCAGGUGAAUGACACAGAUGUGCAGCUAUUUUACUUCAUGAGCUUUCACCUUUAAGAAUGAGUCAGAGAUUCAUUAUUUUUCUGUGUGUGUUUCAUAUCUGUAAAUUAAGUCAAUAAGGUCAGGGGAUCACCAUAUGCAGAUAGUGUCAUACUAACCUGAAGCCACAACAAAUUAACCUUGAAUCGAAAAUAAUUUUCUAACAAAACCACCACCCAUAGUAAAACACAAAUAUAUAUUGUUUGGCUAUUUCUAGAAAUAUGGUUAGUUUGUGGGAAAGUUGUGAAAUUUGGCAGACUGAUAAAGGAAUGUCUGUUCUGUCACCAUAGCAGAUUUACAGUCUCUAAACCAAUCCCUCUAGCGCCACAAACUGUCCAAAGUUGCCUUCAUGUUUUUGUUAAUAAAGUUUGAAGCGUUUGGUCGUCUGAUUCCUUUGCUCAUGCCGAUUCGAUAUGACUAUAUGAUGUCAUUUUUCGUCAUAAAAAAAUUCUCCCAUUUUGAAUUUUCCUUCUUUUUGUUCAUCUGAUUUUCACCAAAAUUGGCACAGAUCCUCUUCAGACCAUGCUGGCAAAAAGUUAGGAAUUCAAGUUCAUUCAUCCAACCCUUCUCGAAUACCACAUUAAUGAAUUAUAUUUUGUCAAACUGUUUAAAGUUGAGAUGAGCAAUUCUGUGUCUGUUAAGUGUGUUUCUUGAAGGAAGCAAACGUCAGCCCCCAAUUUUAUUAGAUGAUUAAUUACUCUGAGUCUUUUGAUUUGGGUACAGAAGCCGCGUACAUUCCAUGUUAUCAAUUUAAGUGGUUGCAUGUGUGUAUGUCAGGUAAAUCAGAGUUGUGGGCUAGCACGUAUAUAUGGGUUAAGAGACAUACGAAGUGAUAAAGAGAAAGAGAGAGUGUUGAGCGGGAGAGAGGGAUAAAGGGGUUCGGUUGAUGUAAUAUGGCGUGAGUGUUUUUUAUCAUCAGUAUUGGGUGAAUGUGUGUCAUAUCUCGCACAGUGUUAAUUUUUGUUGACGAAGACUAUGACUAAAAAUAUUCGUCAACUAACCUUUUUCACGGACGAAAACUAAAUAAAAACUAAAUAAAAAGUCAGAUAUGAUGACGAAAAACAUGACGAAAUGUAACUGACACUU